Messenger RNA from Melampsora larici-populina 98AG31, 1521 nucleotides. RefSeq lists its product as uncharacterized. The transcript has 6 exons. The record is from RefSeq and is a predicted model, not a curated record. Bases 1 to 1521 code for a protein of 506 amino acids. Lineage: Eukaryota; Fungi; Basidiomycota; Pucciniomycetes; Pucciniales; Melampsoraceae.
AUGGAACAGCAAUAUGCAGGACAGCAGUAUAACAAAGGGAACUCUUAUAACGAAGCGGAAAUGAUCUCAAAAGCUCGUGCUGUGUUGGACACAAAAUCGAUUCUGCCUCUUACGAUCCUGUCCUCGAUAGAAUACGACCUCCUUGGGGAAAGCCGUUACUUCAUGGAGCAAAAACGAGAUCUUGCAGAGUCAAGUUCAACUACGUAUACGUUGCAUUCAAGAAAACAUUUUGAACUGCUUGAUACCAGCAACAUACCGUUAGAAUAUCGCGCAAGCCCACCAAUACCAAGACCCAGUGCAAGGAAUCUUGAGCCAUACAAAGACCUAGUUUCCGCGGCACUAGAGUCCUCACUUCCGGGUACUUUACCCCGACUAUUCAAGAGCGCAUCUCGGCCAAACAUUUUUGACUCUCCGGAUAAUUUUUCAAUGGCCGAGGCUUUUCGCAAGGGGUCUGAUCUAGAAAAAUGCAUCAACACUGCACUCGAUGCUUUACAUCGAGCAGAUUUGUCAAGAAAGGAGAGGAUAUGGACUUUGGCUAUCCUUGAUGGUCUCCAGGCUUCUCUUCCAAGGGGAGAGUUGCAGCCAAUGAGGACGGAUAUUCUAGAGGGACCCGUGAGACGAGGAGCUUUCGAGCUACACCUAAUCAGAGGACAAGGAAUUGAUCUGCUACCAAUUGCGCAGAGGAUGUGCAAUCCAAAAGCUCUCCCAUCAUUGCCUAUCAGUCUGAUAGAGGCCCUUCAGAGAGCGGAACUUUUGGCAGCUAUGCAGAAAGCAAUCAAAACCAAAAUUGUACCCCGCUUGAGUCAGAGUGGUAGGAAGCUACAUGACAUGCUUGUUCAAGCAGCAUUACCACUGGAUAAGGACCAAGCUGUGAGAUUCGUAUCUACAUUUGAAGAACAUUGGAGUCGACAUCUUGAUUUAAGUCUAGAAACACGUUGGGCCUAUGACAUCCUCAAUCAUAUGUUGAGAUAUGAUGUCAAUGUGAGGAGGUAUACUGAAUGGCGAUUUACGAUUGAUGGAUUCUUCAAGACAAACUCUCAGAGAUUCUGGGCUUCAACAGUUAAAGCAGACAUCCUGAGAAUCAUUCGAAAGGCAUCAAACGAUCCUUAUAUCACAAACAUCUUGCAGCCUUUCAAAAAGGAUACCCCAGCAGAUUUUUCUCAUUUCAAACAUGUGAUCGACUCUUUCAAAGUGCAAAACCACGCGAUUCAUAAUUUUCAGGAACAGCAGUACGGGAUAUCUCCUUUCAAGAUUCAAGAAUAUCUUGAAGAUCAGAAUAUCAUUCUUGGAGUAUUAUACAAAGCAAGUGCACAUAAUCCUCAUGAAGUUGUUCCUUAUUUGAAUAGUGAAUUGGACUACAAAAGUUCAAAAGACUACCUCAAUUUGACGAUCCACGAGAGGAAGACCAAGAGAAUGAAUGCUCCAUUUGCAUGCAGCAUUUUCUGGUUGGACAGCGAGUUCUUCGGUUGCAAUGUACCAAACGAAAAACGCACGAUUUUCAUGAACAAUGUCUCAGGGUAA